Trichechus manatus latirostris (Florida manatee) is the source of this 4425-nucleotide messenger RNA. RefSeq names its product molybdenum cofactor sulfurase (gene MOCOS). Gene Ontology annotation, molecular function: molybdenum cofactor sulfurtransferase activity; pyridoxal phosphate binding; molybdenum ion binding. Gene Ontology annotation, biological process: Mo-molybdopterin cofactor biosynthetic process. Bases 7 to 2661 code for a protein of 884 amino acids. The transcript has 15 exons. The record is from RefSeq and is a predicted model, not a curated record. Lineage: Eukaryota; Metazoa; Chordata; Mammalia; Sirenia; Trichechidae.
UUGGUCAUGGCAGGCGAGGCGGCGCAGCGCGGGGCCGAACUGCUGGACUUCGAGCAGUUCCGGGACUCGAGCUCGCCGCGGCUCCCCUACGGCUAUGGGCAGCGCAGCCUACGCGAGUUGCGGGAGCGCGAAUUCAGCCGCCUGGCAGGAACGGUCUACCUUGACCAUGCAGGAGCCACGCUAUUCCCCCAGAGCCAGCUCACAAGCUUCACAAAUGAUGUCCUGAAAAAUGUCUAUGGUAAUCCUCACAGCCAGAACAUCAACAGCAAGCUCACCCAUGACACCAUGGAACAGGUGCGCUACAGGGUCCUGGUGCACUUCCACACCUCCCCAGAUGACUACACUGUGAUUUUCACAUCUGGGAGCACAGCUGCUCUGAAGCUCGUGGCAGAGGCCUUCCCAUGGGUGCCCCAGGGCCCAGAGAGCAGCGGAAGUCGGUUCUGCUACCUCACCGACAGCCACACCUCUGUGGUGGGCAUGAGGGAGAUCACCACGGCCAGGAACGUCACUUCCAUUCCGGUCAGGCCAGAGGACAUGUGGUCAGCAGAAACCCAGGGUGCUGCCACCUGUGACCCUGAUGGCCACCCUCCGCAUCUCUUCUGUUACCCAGCUCAGAGUAACUUUUCCGGAACCAGGUACCCACUUAGCUGGAUAGAAGGGAUCAAGUCCGGGUGGAUGUGCCCAGUGAACGCACCUGGGAAGUGGUUCGUGCUGCUUGACGCAGCCUCCUACGUGAGCACCUCGCCGUUGGAUCUGUCGUUGCACCAGGCCGACUUUGUGCCCAUCUCCUUUUAUAAGAUCUUUGGAUUCCCCACUGGCUUGGGUGCUCUGCUGGUGAAUAAUCGCGUGGCUCCUCUGCUGAGGAAGACCUACUUUGGAGGAGGAACAGCCGCUGCGUACCUUGCAGGAGAAGACUUCUACGUGCCGAGACAGUCGGUGGCUGAGAGGUUUGAAGAUGGCACCAUCUCAUUCCUUGGUGUGAUAGCGCUGAAACAUGGAUUUGACACCCUCGAGCGCCUCACAGGUGGGAUGGAGAAUAUAAAGCAGCACACCUUCACCUUGGCGCAGUACACCUACUCUGCCCUGUCCUCCCUCCGGUACCCCAACGGAGCCCCCGUGGUGCGGAUUUACAGUGAUUCUGAGUUCAGCAGCCCCGAGGUUCAGGGUCCAAUCAUCAAUUUCAAUGUGCUGGAUGACCAGGGGAACAUCAUUGGUUACUCUCAGGUGGAUAAAAUGGCCAGUCUUUACAACAUCCAAGUGCGGACUGGCUGCUUCUGUAACACUGGGGCCUGCCAGAGGUUCCUGGGGAUAAGCAACGAGAUGGUCAAGAAGAAUCUUCAGGCUGGUCAUGUCUGUGGAGACAACAUUGACCUCAUAGAUGGGCAGCCUACAGGGUCUGUGAGGAUUUCAUUUGGAUAUAUGUCUAUGCUUGAGGAUGCCCAGGCCUUCCUCAGGUUCAUCAUAGCAACCCGACUGUGCUCAUCAGAUGGCCAGCCCCUCCCUCAGACCCUCGCUGGGGAGGCCCCAGCCCCAUUAGCAGAGUGCAAGGCUCUGAGCACACUUGCUGUCGUGGAUGGACACAGUCUCUCACCUCAGGAAGACACUUCUGCAGUUUGGGACAACUUUUCCACCACCAUGAAUGCUGUGGGUCUGUGCUCACCUGUGUGUGAGGUCAACGGAAGCCAGCAGACCCCUUCAGAGAAAGCUGAGAGAGUCCUGGCUGGGGGCCUCGGGCCACACAUUGUCACCAACCUCUGCCUCUACCCAGUGAAAUCCUGUGCUGCGUUUGAGGUGACCAGGUGGCCUAUAGGAAACCAAGGGCUGCUGUACGACCGGAGCUGGAUGGUUGUGAAUCACAACGGUAUCUGCUUGAGUCAGAAGCAGGAGCCCCGGCUUUGCCUGAUCCAGCCCUUCAUUGACCUGCAGCAAAGGAUCAUGGUCCUCAAAGCCAAAGGGAUGGAGCCUAUAGAGGUGCCUCUCGAGGAAAACAGUGAACGGGCUCAGAUUUGCCAAAGCAAGGUCUGUGCUGACAGGGUAAAUACUUACGACUGUGGAGAAAAAAUUUCUAGAUGGUUGUCAAAGUUUUUUGGCCGUCAGUGUCGUUUGAUCAAACAAAGUUCAAACUUCCAAAGAAACGCAAAGAAGAAACACGGAAAAGAUCAGUCUCCUGGUACAACAGCCACCCUUUCUCUGGUGAAUGAAGCCCAGUAUCUGCUGCUCAACAGAUCAAGUGUUUCAGAACUUCAGCAGCAAUUAAACUUUAGUGAUGAGAAUGGAAAGGAGAAAUUAUUCCCAAUGAGUGAACUCAUCUCACGUUUCCGUGCCAAUAUUAUUAUCAGUGGGACAAGGGCUUUUGAAGAAGACAAAUGGGAUGAGAUUUCAGUUGGUUCCUUGCGUUUCCAGGUUUCAGGACCUUGUCAUAGGUGCCAGAUGAUUUGCAUCGACCAGCAAACUGGGCAACGAAACCAAGAGGUUUUCCAGAAACUUUCCGAGAGUCGAAAGAGAAAGGUGACCUUUGGAGUGUACUUGAUGCACACAUCUUUGGAUUUAUCUUCUCCAUGUUUCCUGUCUGUAGGAUCUCUGGUGCUCCCUGUGUUGAAAGAGAACGUAGAAUGCCACCAUUUAUCUGCUGCUGACAAACAUCAGGACAUUAUCUCCUAAAAAAUGUUUUGUGCGUGUAUUGAAGUUUCUCUUUUAUAGUUAUUUCUACUAUUAUUUGGAGCCCUGGUGGCAUAGUGGUUAAGAGCUCGGCUGCUAACCAAAAGGUUGGCAGUUCGAAUCCACCAGCCGCUCCUUGGAAACUAUGGAGCAGUUCUCCUCUGUCGUGUAGGUUCGCUAUGAGUCUGAAUCAACUCGACGGCAACGGGCUUGGUUUUUGUUUUCUAUUAUUAUUAAGGCCUGAAGUUUGGUUCAGUAAAACUUGUUUUUUUGAACAAGGACAGUUCUUUUCCUUUUGGAGGUAGAGAAUGGCUCUCACCUGCUUCCUUCAUCCUCUAACUCCUCACUCUCCACGUUUGCACAGGCUGGGCGCAAGAGCAGGUCACAGGGCUUUGUGCUUUCCACAAGCAGAGUCACGUGAAUGCUGGGCUCACACUGAGGGUGCAUAGCCCACAACCAGGAAGGACCCAUAUGCAUUUGAAGUAUGACUGAUUUAGUCAAAUUAAAUUUUAAAUGAAGCGCACUGAGAAUAUGUAACCUAUCUAGGUUCCUAUUUUGUAGUUUUCCCACAUUGGUGUUUUUGGUCUUUAAAAAUACUUUUUAGGCUCUUUUCAACCACCUUCUACUGAGGAAGGUGCUCUUGAAGGUAUGAGAAUGUGCCCCUCUCCUCCCAUGUAUAUGGUGAAGACGGGGCCCACACAGGGGCCCAGAGGGUGAUCCAUGGCCACGUUCCUUGAGGGAAGGUUUGACUCGGGGUAAUUAUGUUUCUAGCAAAAGCACAGGCCAGCAACCCCAUUCCUCUUGGUUUCUAUCCCUGGCCACCAUCCUUUUCCCACUUUGAGUUGACACAGUGAGGAUUGCUCACAAGCCUGAGUUAUACUCAGCAAUAGUGGUGCUUGUGUGAGCAGUUGUCCUCCCCUCCACAACCUGAUGGGAUGGUGUUGGUCCAUCCACCUGACAGCCUCCAAGUCCCAACUGAGAGAACUUCAGAGGUGCAGGAAUCCCGUCUGUACCACCUUUGACCUGCGCUCCUGUACCCUUCAGUUGAGGACAGCUAGCGAUGGAAAGCUCACUUUCUGAUGAAGUUAUCCAUUCCAUUGAGUUGUUGUUAGAAAGUUCCUUGUAUUGAGCUUGUAGCUGCCUCCCUGUGACUACCAGCCAUGGGUCCUUGCCCUGUCCUCUGGAGCAACACAGAACAUGCCCACUCCUGCAUCCACUUUGCCUGUGUCCUUCUAAAGCAUGGCAUCCACAUAUGAACCCCAUGUCCUUGGGCAGGCCGUCAGUACCUUCCACCUCACUUGGGUUGUUUCAUUUGUCCUGUCACUUCUCUGCCCAAAGCUCCUGCCCACCACUGCCCCACAUCAUCUUCCUAAAGCCAAUAUCACCAUAUCUCCCUGCUGCUCCGCUGUUUAGUGCAUUAGGCUCAGGCUUCCCUGGUGAGCUGUUCAAAGCCCUCUGGAUUAGGAGCCAGUCUGUUCCAUUAUCUCAUUCAUAGGACUUAGUGUUGUUCCCAGCACUAUGUGGGAUUUGAAAGAUGAGGCAUGGCUUCUGUUCUCAGGGUUGUUGAGCUGGAACCUUGUGCUUAUGCUCUCAGUCAGUGUGCAGAACUAGUGUUAGAAGUGCACCUCUGACUCUGUGGUUCCUGAGUUCAGUGGAAGUGGAGGUAAAUGAGGUUAAGUGGGGGUUUUGUAUUUUAUUACUUUGAACUGUUUAUUAAAAAUUCAACUUUGUCUAAGAUUCAGCAUUACUGUGUGUGUGUACCUGGGC